This is a messenger RNA of Pseudocercospora fijiensis CIRAD86, 1139 nucleotides long. RefSeq lists its product as uncharacterized. NCBI's taxonomy places the organism in Eukaryota, Fungi, Ascomycota, Dothideomycetes, Mycosphaerellales, Mycosphaerellaceae. The transcript has 3 exons. The record is from RefSeq and is a predicted model, not a curated record. Bases 6 to 572 code for a protein of 188 amino acids.
ACAAAAUGCCUGGGUCACAGUCAUUGCUCGAUCCCAAGAGCUAUCAUAUCCUCACAUAUGGCACAUUGCUGGGUUCAAAUCUAUUCCAGACCUUCCUGGCCGGUCCUCUGGCCUUUAAAGCAUUGCCACGACCAUCUUUCAGCACCCUACAACAAGCCAUAUUUCCGCCAUACUUCACAUUCCAGACUGCUUUGCCACUAGUCCUUGCCUUGACAUGGCCCGGUGAAAAGCUGGCUCAGGCAGGAGGCGCAGUUGCACGCAGGCAUGCAGGCCCAUAUGGAUUGCUUGAAGAGGAGAACAGGUGGAUCGCGUUGCUGCCAAUUGUGAUAAUGUUCGGCACGAGUCUGUUGAACCUGGUAGCGCUCGGUCCGGCUACGACAAAAGUUAUGAAGGAGAGGAAGCAUCAGGAGACGCGAGAUGGGAAGAGAUACUACGAGCCUGGCCCCAAAUCAGAGGCGAUGCAGAAGCUGAACAAAUCCUUCGCCUGGCUCCAUGGAGCAUCUUCUCUAUCGAAUGUCGUCGGUCUUGGUGCCAUGCUGGUCUAUGGCUUCACAUUGGCGGAGAAGAUCUGAGCCGCGCUGCAGAUGUCACAGACGACUUGCUCGUAUUAUCUCUUCAAGGUUGCAACUGCACCCGAUGACUUGGUUGCUGUGUUGCAAAGGAUUCCGAUGGUUACGCCCUCGACCGAGUAUCACCAUCAGCCGUCUUCAGUACCCCCGAGACAGCAUUCAAGACAUAUAGACGUUGGAGCAUCAUGCAGAUUGAGAAAGUGGUUGGCUUUGCAGGAUGGAAGCCAAGCAUUGCUCGUAAAUAGCCCUUGGAGCUGAAGCGUUUGUGCAAACAGAAGACUUCCAUAUGGAAGGACCAAUCGCUGACGACCAUCAAAAGCAGCACGACCAUUCACUCACUUUUAGCAUUUCGACUCGCAUGUCAAAGCAAAAAUUUCAAGUCUCACCUCUACCACGAUGAUGGACGCUUUUUUGAGACUGCGAAGACGAGCAUGUUCUACGCUCCAAUUGCUGCAAAGCCUUAGGGGAUGCAUUGACUGCCCCAAAGUCAUUCACAUGCGUCACUCUUCAGAAAGGUCGUGAAUGCGGUAGAAAUCGUGUGUCGCCCUACAAAUUGAGCUCAUUUUGCAA